AGCGAGGCGUUAGUAAGUUACAAUUGGAGGGCAGAGGUGGGUCCCGCCUCCUUCGUCCCCACCCUUCCUCACAUCAAUAAUUGUUCUCUCCACCUCUCUCUCUCUCUCUCUCUCUCUCUCUCUCCUCUGAUUCCUCCGCUGAAACUUUUCUGCAAGAUUUUAACAGAAGAGGGAGGCCAACCUCGUCCAGGAUGCUCGACCGAAGCCCUUUUCGUCUUCUCUCCACCCUCCUCUUCCUCCUCUCCGUCUCCGCCGUACACACGGGAGAUGCAUCACUGGAGACACCGACGAGCGCUUACGAAGUUCUCCGCCUGCACGGUCUCCCGAUCGGACUUUUCCCUAAAGGCAUCCAAGACUUCCGCAUAGGCAACGAUGGCCGAUUCGAGGUGCAUUUUCCGGAGGAAUGCACGGUGAAGUUCGAAACGGCGAUCCGCUACGAGCGCAACGUCACCGGAACUCUCUCAUACGGCCAGAUCGCCGCCAUCUCCGGCGUCACGGCAAAGGAGCUCUUCCUCUGGUUCCCUGUUCGAGUUAUCCGCGUUGAUAUCCCCAGUACUGGUGUCAUCUACUUCGACGUCGGUGUUAUCUACAAACAGUUUUCCCUCUCCCUCUUCGAGACUCCUCCCGAUUGCUGCCCUACUUGCCGCGACCGAAUUCUUCAGCGUGAUCGCGAUGAGGAAGAUGGCGUGAGGGCAGUGGUAUGAAUUCCAAUGUGUGGAGUCUGGAGAGAGUUCUUCCUUUCAUUCGCUGUGAGCAGGGCGUUAGGGAUCGCUGCUAGGGUUGAUUCGAUUUCUGAAGCUGAGGUGUGUUUGUGUAUAUUGAGUCUGUGUGCUUGCGAUGUGGUACAGAGAUCAAAUUUUGGCCGCGUUUCGGUCUCGCCGGAGUUCUCUGCAGGGAAGCCGAAGAGAUCGUCCAGAAGCUCGAGAGGGAAAACGCUGAAAGGAAGAGCAGUUGGGUUUGAUGGCUGUAAUUUCCGUUAAAAUAUAAAGGAUUUACAUUUCUUA
Dendrobium catenatum is the source of this 1004-nucleotide messenger RNA. RefSeq lists its product as uncharacterized. NCBI's taxonomy places the organism in Eukaryota, Viridiplantae, Streptophyta, Magnoliopsida, Asparagales, Orchidaceae. The transcript has 2 exons. Bases 192 to 704 code for a protein of 170 amino acids. The record is from RefSeq and is a predicted model, not a curated record.